This is a messenger RNA of Mollisia scopiformis, 789 nucleotides long. Its product is annotated as 2OG-Fe(II) oxygenase superfamily protein. Gene Ontology annotation, biological process: peptidyl-proline hydroxylation to 4-hydroxy-L-proline. The coding region runs from base 1 to 789 and encodes 262 amino acids. Gene Ontology annotation, molecular function: iron ion binding; L-ascorbic acid binding; procollagen-proline 4-dioxygenase activity. NCBI's taxonomy places the organism in Eukaryota, Fungi, Ascomycota, Leotiomycetes, Helotiales, Mollisiaceae. The record is from RefSeq and is a predicted model, not a curated record. Gene Ontology annotation, cellular component: endoplasmic reticulum. The transcript has 2 exons.
AUGAAGUGCAGCAGCUUCUCGGUAGUUUCGCUCCUGACAAGUAUUGUCAGCUGCUCUCCAGGUCUUCAACAAGUCCCCUUGAAGGGCAAAGAAUGUGUACAUCCACCAUACACAAUCCACCUCUUCUCCAAAGCACCCUUGGUCAUCUACAUUUCGAACUUUCUUACAACAGACGAGAGGUCACAUCUUCAAGAUGUCACGAAAGGCACUUUUGCCAGAUCAGCAGUCGCCGACGAAUCUGGGGAAGAAGGUCACAGACAGACACGCACAUCCCAAUCUACAACAGUCCCUCGGGAUUCCAUAGUUCGUUGUAUCGAGUCGCGAGCCCUAGCUUUCCAAGGCUUCGAAAUACCUCGUUCCCACCUCGAGCCGCUGCAACUCGUUCAGUACAGCAGUGGAGAAAAAUAUCAUCUCCACACUGAUUGGUUCGAAUCUCCAGAAAGGAUGACUUCCGAAGUUGGAGGCAAUCGACUCUCAUCGUUCUUCGUGUACAUCGCAGCAGGGAACUUGACAGGAGGAGGUACAAAUUUUCCCAUCCUUAAUGCGCCAUAUGACGAGAGAUGGUGCGAAUUCGUGGAUUGUGAUGAGCCAUGGGACAAUGGAGUUACUUUCAAGCCUGUGCCGGGGAAUGCUGUGUUCUGGCAGAACUUGAACGAGGACGGGUCAGGAGAUCCAGCUACGAUUCAUGCAGGACUACCUGUGACGAGCGGGUCAAAGCUUGGAAUGAACAUAUGGACGAGACAAGGUCCGCUGAGUGAGAAGUUUAGAGGAAGGGAUGAGGAGACUUGA